UGUGGUAACUGGUAUGGGUUUAAAUACUCUGCUUGUAAUUCAGUUUUUCUCUUGAAUUGAAAUCGUCUGACAGUGAAUCCUCACAUAUAGACAGAAAGAAGAUUCACGAGAAAUGUGCCCGCGGUGAAAGAUUAUCUCACCGUCAGAGCUUAAUAGCUCCGUUUACACGAUCUUACGUCUGCAUUUCAUCAGAGAGACGUGAUUCUGGAGAAUGUAGGAUUCGAGGAGUUGCACUUUCUGUACGGCACAAUGGUGCUGACAGAGAACGUAAGGCUUGACUUACCAAGUCUAAAUUUAUUGAAGCCCCAAGCAAGAGCCUGAAGAGCUGCUGGCUGGAAAGAAAAUUGCAUAUCCCUUCCCUCCCCCAUUAACUUUUACCUAAGCUACAUUCUUUCACCGUGACCCUUUCUGGAAAGCAUUCACUCUGUCUUUCCAAGAUCCCUCCUGACCUUUUUCCCCCUUCUGUUUUACCAAUUUUUGCCGGUCUCAUUCUGCUUUUUAUAACCACAAACCGCAUUCUCCCCUAACUAUAAGUCAUGAGAAAACAAACAUGCAACAUUCUCCUGGUCUGCGGAGUCAUCAGCUCCAUCACAGUAUUUUAUCUUGGCCUCAGCACGAUAGAUUGUCCAAAUGCCCGUUCUCGCGCGGCACAGCAUGGGUGGGCAGUAAACCUACACGCUGGCAGAAACCUCAGUGACCCGUUACAACUCCCUGAGGAGUACAAUGAGGAAACCCCUCUUAUUUUCAUUGGUGGAGUCCCUCGGAGUGGCACCACACUAAUGCGUGCUAUGUUGGACGCCCACCCUCUUGUUCGGUGCGGAGAGGAGACCCGGGUCAUCCCCCGGCUGUUAGCCAUGCAGGCCACCUGGAGUCACUCGGCACGUGAGCGGCUCCGUCUCAACGAGGCUGGCGUCACCGAUGAGGUCCUGGACUCCGCUGUACGUGCCUUCCUGUUGGAGAUCAUAGUGGGACACGGCGAGCCCGCUCCGAGGCUCUGCAAUAAGGACCCCUUUGCUCUGAAGUCCCUCUCCUACCUCUCCAAGCUCUUCCCAAAAGCGAAGUUUAUUCUUAUGCUUCGCGAUGGCAGGGCCACUGUACACUCUAUGAUUUCCCGCAAGGUGACUAUCACUGGAUUUGACUUGACGAGUUACCGGGACUGUUUGGUGAAGUGGAACCGGGCAGUGGAGGUGAUGUAUGACCAGUGCCUGGCUGCAGCUGAUGGCAACUGUCUGCCCUUGCACUACGAGCAGCUGGUGCUGAACCCUGAGCGGGUGAUGCACAAGCUCCUUCAGUUCCUGGAUCUGCCGUGGGACACCGCUGUGCUGCACCACGAACAGCUUAUUGGGAAAGCUGGAGGAGUUUCACUGUCAAAAGUGGAACUGUCAUCUGAUCAAGUCGUCAAGCCAGUGAAUACGGAUGCUCUGUUUAAAUGGGUGGGCAAGAUCCCUGCUGAUGUGGUGAAUGAAAUGGCCAGCCUUGCCCCGAUGUUAAGCCGUUUAGGUUAUGACCCCCUGGCCAACCCGCCAAAUUACAACAAGCCUGAUCUCUUAUUUCUGAACAACACAAAGUCAAUUGUGAAGUCAAUCCAAAAUUAAAAGGUCCUCUG
This is a messenger RNA of Rhinichthys klamathensis goyatoka, 1606 nucleotides long. It is a transcript of the gene tpst1l, whose product is annotated as tyrosylprotein sulfotransferase 1, like. The coding region runs from base 537 to 1595 and encodes 352 amino acids. The transcript is spliced from 3 exons. NCBI's taxonomy places the organism in Eukaryota, Metazoa, Chordata, Actinopteri, Cypriniformes, Leuciscidae. The record is from RefSeq and is a predicted model, not a curated record. Gene Ontology annotation, cellular component: Golgi apparatus. Gene Ontology annotation, biological process: peptidyl-tyrosine sulfation. Gene Ontology annotation, molecular function: protein-tyrosine sulfotransferase activity.